CACAAAGCUUCUGUCAGACCAAAAGGAAAAGGAAGCGCAGCAGCGGCAGUUGAAGAUGAUGAAAAGCAAAGCAGAUGAGGAAGACUACUGGAACAGCUCCAAGUUUAAAGCCUUUACCUUCGAUGAUGAAGAUGAUGAGUUCAGCAGGUUAAAAGAAUCGAGGCAGGCGGUGAACAGUAUUCGACAGCUGGUGGACGACGACGACGAAGAUGAAGUGGAGAAAGUCAGCUGGAGCGGCGAGCCGGUCGGCAGUAUUUCCUGGUCCGUCAAAGAGACGGCAGCAUCCAAUCAGAGGACAGAAAAAGAACCCGCCUUCCCCAAGAUCUCCACAGAGAGGCCGUCACUUAACAAAAGCCAAUCGGGGCUCUCCCUGAGCGCCCUGUUCAAAGGAAAGAGUAAAGGAGGAAACUUGCAGAGUUUCACUGACACGCUCGGUGACCCGUCCGUCAGGCUCUUUGCUCCUGAGCUUCGAAAACCAAAAUCAGAGUACAAGGAUUUUGUUGGCGAUUGGUCACCUGAAGAGACGGUUCAGAGGCUGCAGCAGGGAAAGGCGGUGUCCCUGGAGAAGUUUCGCUCUCUGCAGGACAAACUCCUGCUGCUGGACUUCGCCGUCGCUGCUCACGAUGGAAACGUCAUCACUGCAGUUCUGAUUUAUUUAAAGCGGAGUCUCUGUAAAGAGGUUUUAUUUCGAGAGCUGGAGUCCAGACAGACGGCUCUGAGACACUUCAUCCAUUACCUGACCGAGACCAGAGACCAGAGGCUGCUGCUGGAGCUGCUCAGAACUCUCGGCAGGACGGAGGAUGUCGCGCUGUUUCAAUAUAAAGAGUACAAGAGCAUCAAAGAUGAAAACAAGAGGCGGGACUUCGUAAAGAGCUGUCUCAGCCUUCCGUUUUCUCUCGAGGACUCUGCUCAUGUUCAGGACCACUACACUCUGCUGGAGAGGCAGAUCAUCAUUGAGGCAGCAGAUCAAAGAGCUGAGCGUGACGGAAAGAUGGAAAUCUUCAGAAAGUUUCCCAGAAAAGCACCGAUCCUCUACAUGCCUCUGAUCACAACAUUGUACUACUGCUGCUUGUACCACUACAACGAGUCUGAGGGAACCUACAGCAGUCCACUGAACAUCCGUCAGACUUUCAAGAUCUCAGAGAAGCAGUAUUUUGCGACGAUGUUGGCGGCGAGGGCGAAGCUGAAGGCGUGGGACAACGUGGAAGCUCUGUUCACCAGCAAGAACUGGCUCGGCAUGACGAAAAAGAGAUCUCCUCUUAGCUUCCAGCGCGUCGUCGACAUUCUGCAGAAAAACUCAGCCCCCACGCAGGUGCUGCAGGAGUACGUUGGACUCGUGGACGACGCAGAGCUGAGGAUCAGUUUGGCUCAGAAACACAAAUGUCACGACAUCGUCAUCAACACCUACCGGGACAUGAAGGACCGUCAGCUCUUGGUGGAAUACCGUAAGAAGGUGGAACACGGCUCCGCAGAGGAGAUCAAGAUUGACAUGCUGCUCAGCAACUCGCAAAUCCGGUGGAAAAACUGAUGCGCUAACGUGGCUUCAGAGACUUUUAUUGUGAAAGUGAAGGGCCA
Molecule: messenger RNA, 1575 nt
Organism: Nematolebias whitei (Rio pearlfish)
Lineage: Eukaryota; Metazoa; Chordata; Actinopteri; Cyprinodontiformes; Rivulidae
Gene: vipas39
Product: VPS33B interacting protein, apical-basolateral polarity regulator, spe-39 homolog
Exons: 19
Coding region: 56-1528 (490 amino acids)
Biological process (GO): intracellular protein transport; vacuolar transport
Cellular component (GO): cytoplasm
Source: RefSeq, a predicted model, not a curated record